Messenger RNA from Dunckerocampus dactyliophorus (ringed pipefish), 2518 nucleotides. Its product is annotated as sphingosine 1-phosphate receptor 3. Lineage: Eukaryota; Metazoa; Chordata; Actinopteri; Syngnathiformes; Syngnathidae. Gene Ontology annotation, molecular function: sphingosine-1-phosphate receptor activity. The transcript is spliced from 2 exons. Gene Ontology annotation, cellular component: membrane. The coding region runs from base 284 to 1429 and encodes 381 amino acids. Gene Ontology annotation, biological process: G protein-coupled receptor signaling pathway. The record is from RefSeq and is a predicted model, not a curated record.
GAGGCAAGAAGGGGUGUGACUUCCAGCCUACCGACGUCAACUCUUUGGAGGAGUUUGGAGAAGGGUGGAAAAAAGAAAAAGAUGAUGAUCGUCCGUGUUGUGCGGAGCAAGAGGGAAUCGGGGAAGUUGUCUAGGAGGACUUUGACUUGGAGGAAUGCAGCAAAAACUCAACUCGGGACAUGAUUGGACUUCAUCUUUGUUUUAACCGUCGAUUGAAGCCACAAAACACAUCCUGAGGAGCAGCCUGCUGACCCCCUGCUGGCUCCUUUCACCUCAGUCCAAAAUGAUAGACCCUCAGAUACACCUGCACUAUAACUACACGGGGAAGCUGGAUCACCGUCCCAGCGUGGGCACCAGCACGGGAACCCUGGACACCAAAACCCUCCUCUUCCUGGUGGCGUGUGCCUUCAUCGUCCUGGAGAACCUGACGGUGCUGGUGGCCAUCUGGAGAAACCACCGCUUUCACAACCGCAUGUACUUCUUCAUCGGGAACCUGGCGCUGUGCGACAUGCUAGCCGGCGUGGCCUACCUGGUCAACCUGCUCCUGUCUGGCGAGAGGACCCUCCACUUGUCGCCCAUUUUGUGGUUUGUACGAGAGGGUAGCAUGUUUGUAGCACUGGGAGCCUCCAUCUUCAGCCUCCUGGCCAUCGCCAUUGAGCGGCACCUGACUAUGAUCAAGAUGAGGCCCUAUGAUGCCAGCAAGAACUACAGGGUCUUCCUCCUCAUUGGCACCUGCUGGUUGAUCGCCAUCUCUUUUGGAGCUUUGCCCAUCCUGGGAUGGAACUGCCUGGACAAUCUCCCCGACUGCUCCACCGUCCUCCCCUUGUACUCCAAGAAGUAUGUGGCCUUCUGCAUCACCAUCUUCAUGGUCCUGCUGCUGGCCAUGUCGGUCCUUUACACACGCAUCUACAUCCUCGUCAAGUCCAGCAGCCGCAAGGUGAGCAAGCACAGCAACUCAGAGCACGCCAUGUCCCUGCUGCGCACCGUCAUCAUCGUAGUGGGCGUCUUCAUAGCCUGCUGGACACCCAUCUUCGUGCUGCUUUUGGUGGAUGUGGCAUGCGAGCAGCGCCGGCGCUGCCCGAUCCUCUACAAGGCCGACUGGUUCAUCGCGGUGGCCGUCCUCAACUCGGCCAUGAACCCCGUCAUAUACACCCUGGCCAGUCGGGAGAUGAGGAGGGCCUUCCUGGGAUUGGUGUGUUGUCUUUGCUACCGGGGAAAGGCGUCGGCGCCGGGCAGCGGGAACAGGCAGUGUCUGGAGCCCAGUCGCAGCAGAAGCAAGUCCUUCAGCAGUCAGAACAACCAGCAGGGCUGCAGACAGGCGGGGUCGGAGAAGGAGGCGGACUCUGGACUAGUUGGGAAGGUGUCAGUGGUUGCAGGACCUGGUGGCACCGAUGCUGACAGGUUUGUCCCGAGUAACGGAAUGGAGUGAGGAGUCAGGCGAGGAUGGCCUGACAGACUUGGAUUUCGGAUUUAUACCACAGGCAUCAAUUCAGAUUGAUUGUUCUCCCAUGUGGUCAGGAUUGGACACCCAUCCCACGGACUACAUCACUUAUCCUCUUCAGGGUCGCAGGAAGCUGGAGCCUACCCCAGCCGACUACAACCUGGACUGGUCGCCAGUCAAUCACAGGACACCUUUAGAGAAAACAACCGUCCACACCUACAGACACUGAGUGGGAACUGAACCUGAAUGGAAAGUCAGCCAAGUGAACCACUACACUACGAGUGACCUGACCUCACACUGGUGUCCUCUGGUCCGAGGUUGAAAUACGCUGCAGCCACCGGAACAAAACUAAGAACCCCACAUUAAACGGAAAAACAAUGGCCCCCAUUUGUUCACUGUGUACUGGCGUGACCUAAAUCAGAUUAGGGCACUAAAUUGGCCACUAAAUCCUGCAGUGUAAAUCCAGCUACAAAUGAAUAUUCUAGUCCUAAUGCCGUGUGAUCGUUUGAGACGAUCGCCAUUAUUUAUUAUGACUCGUUAUGCACUCAUUCUGUAUGAUAAACGACCGCCGUCACAUCUCCCAAACAAGCUCGUCCCACCAUCUUUGCUGCAUGAUACUUGAAUGGAAGGACGCAACAUAAGCUGCUGCUGUGCCGUUUGCAGUGUAAGGGCGCCACCUGGUGGUCAGCACAAAUCCAAAUCAUCCAUAAGUGCACAUUCUGUAUAGAAAAGUUGUACUAAAUGAACUUUAUAACUGAGUAAGUGUAAUAAACGCACGGUCAGCGACAGUCUUGAGCGUGUUGGUUUUGAAAGUUGCAUGUGGAAGUGUUACAGGUGGUUACCUCACGUGGCCAGUAGAGGUCGCCAUCCGUCCCGGUGACGUAUUCCUUCCCCCUUCAACAUAAACCUCACCUCUAUUUGCGGUCUGCCAAAACGAAAGGCAUACAAAUAUUAGAAACAGCCUGAGAAUGAUGCAGUGCGGAAAUAAAACAAUGCAAAUAGAGUGAUUACAUUAAUAAGCAGAAUUUCUACACAUUCACGUUUUUAUUGCCAACAGUCAUACAGAAGAAUGUUAAA